AUGGUUUACUUUAGUCCGCGUGGCAUGCAACCGUGUAGUCCAGCGGGAGAAGUCGCAAUGAUGCCGCCGUCGAAGAGUCCCGUGAUGGAGAGCGCCGCCUCCGACCAGAAUCCUGGCCAGCAGAGCCAGCAGAGUCAGCGGAGCCAGCAGCAGGACGAGCAGAGCGCCAAGCGGGCGUGUCCCCUGAAGUUCUCGAUAGCCAAGAUCAUGGAGCCGGAUCACAGGCCCAGCCAGGUGCCGCCGCCGCAGCCCGCUCCGGUUUCCUACGCCACCAACAACAACAACAACAGCAACGAUGACGACGAGGAUGAGGAUCCGGAGAUCGAUGCCGACUCGGAGCGCUCCUGCAGCCCCAUCGAGGUGAUCAGCCUGGAUCAGUCGCCAUCCACGGCAUCCAACUACGACUCCGCUUUUAAGAAGUAUGUGCCGGGUGCCUGUUCGGGCGCCACUGCGUCGGUGGCCUCGCCGCCGAGCACCGCCGCUGUGCAGCAGUUCGUGAGCUCCCGCCACCAGGAGCUGCUCUCGCAGUAUCCCCUGCUCUACUAUGCACCCAAUCAGCUGAUGUGCGCCGCCGCUGCCGCCCAAUACGCGGCCCUCACCGCCCAACAGCAAUCGCUGGCCAGCGCCGCCCACCUGAGCAGCUUCACCGCCUCCCUGAACGCCAGCCUGCAUCACUCGCAGUCGCUGCGCAGGAAUCUGGGCCAUCCGCUGGCCGCGGCCGCUGCCGUGGCGGCGGCGGCCCAAUCCCAGGCGGUGCCCAAUCUGCAACAGAGCCUGGAGAAGUCGCCAGUGGCCCAGCGAACUGCGCAGAGUUCGGGAUUGCAGGCGAACUUGAAGAGGAAACGAUCGCCGCAGGAUCAGGGCGAGGUGACGCCGCCACCAGCGUCUACUGCCACGUCCGCCACUGGAGCCCGAUCGCGCUCCCCAUCGCCGCAAGGAUCCAUCGAGGACAGCAGUCCGGGAUCGGCCAGCGGCGGCAAGCCCAAGACCUUCUCCUGCCUGGAGUGUGGCAAGGUGUUCAACGCCCACUACAACCUCACCCGCCACAUGCCCGUCCACACCGGUGCCAGGCCGUUUGUGUGCAAGGUCUGCGGCAAGGGAUUCCGCCAGGCGUCGACUCUCUGCCGGCACAAGAUCAUCCACACGUCGGAGAAGCCGCACAAGUGCCAGACCUGCGGCAAGGCCUUCAAUCGCUCCUCCACCCUCAACACCCACUCGCGCAUCCACGCCGGCUACAAGCCCUUCGUGUGCGAGUACUGCGGCAAGGGGUUCCACCAGAAGGGCAACUACAAGAACCACAAGCUGACCCACAGCGGCGAAAAGGCCUACAAGUGCAACAUCUGCAACAAGGCCUUCCACCAGGUGUACAACCUCACCUUCCACAUGCACACGCACAACGACAAGAAGCCCUACACCUGCCGCGUCUGCGCCAAGGGAUUCUGCCGGAACUUCGAUCUGAAGAAGCACAUGCGCAAGCUGCACGAGAUCGGCGGCGAUCUCGAUGACCUGGACAUGCCACCCAGCUACGACAGGCGGCGCGAGUACACGCGCCGGGAGCCACUGGCCUCCGGCUACGGCCAGGCCUCCGGUCAACUCACGCCGGACUCCAGCUCCGGCAGCAUGUCGCCGCCCAUCAAUGUGACCACACCGCCACUGUCCAGCGGCGAGACGAGCAAUCCCGCCUGGCCCAGGUCCUCCGUUUCGCAGUACCCGGCCGGCAGCUUCCACCACCAGCUGGGCGUGGCGCCACCGCACGACUAUCCCAGCGGCUCCGCCUUCCUGCAACUCCAGCCGCAGCAGCCACAUCCGCAGAACCAGCAGCACCACCAGCAGCAGCAGCGGCUCUCGGAGACGUUCAUAGCCAAGGUGUUUUGACAGCGAUACUACGCGGAAAGCUUGAACAGCUCCACGGGGUCGACCUCGACGACCAGCUCCACGGUGACCACCAGCACCACCACCACCACCACGGCCAUAUCCACGAUGGCCGGCGCCAGGAGCGAUCUGCUGAUCGACUGACUGCAGUUCGUGGCAGCGGCGGCCGCUGCGAGCAGCUCCAAUUCCGGAAGGGACACCGGCGAGUCCCCAUCCCCGGAGCUCGGAUGCACGGCUCUGGGCAGUGCUGUCCGCGCACUAAACGGACUCUUCUAGGCCCAAGGACCUGCCCACCUCCACCACCCACCCCGAAGAACCUCAGCAG
Molecule: messenger RNA, 2197 nt
Organism: Drosophila teissieri
Lineage: Eukaryota; Metazoa; Arthropoda; Insecta; Diptera; Drosophilidae
Product: fez family zinc finger protein erm
Exons: 2
Coding region: 1-1875 (624 amino acids)
Cellular component (GO): nucleus
Source: RefSeq, a predicted model, not a curated record